UUAAUUUGCAGCGACGUCAUUAAAAGCUGAUACCAUUUAAGAAACUGUGAUGGAUACCGCGGACUUUAAUGAGCAGAACUGUAUGACUGCUACUUAGAUAGUCAGUUUGCGUGCCUGUUUUGAGCGUCAAGCGAAGCCCAUCUGUCAACAGUCCAACUUGCUCUCAAAGGAGAAGCGCGCUGUCAGUGAUGCUCAUGCGCCGCGCUGAUGCGCUGAGGUGUUCAUUAAACGAGAAUAACGGGUAACAGAGGCUCUUACCUCACGAAAUUCAGCACUGACUCAAAACAACUUUCCUAACUAUUCGUAAGGAUGUUUUUCGAGCAGGGUGAUUUAAACUACAGCUUUAACAUGAGCGAGGAAGACCGGUUAACUCUUCUGGCCGGGGACUGGAGCGACUCUCCGGUGGAGACGCUCUCACGCGCAGGCUUCAUCGCUCUGUCCGUGUUCCUAGGAUUCAUCAUGACUUUCGGCUUUCUCAAUAACUUUGUCGUUUUAGUACUCUUCUGUAAGUUUAAGACGCUCAGGACGCCGGUUAACAUGCUGCUUCUUAACAUUAGCGUCAGCGACAUGCUGGUGUGUUUGUUUGGGACGACCCUGAGCUUCGCGUCCAGUGUGCGGGGACAGUGGCUGCUCGGGAGGCACGGCUGCAUGUGGUACGGCUUCAUCAACUCCUGCUUCGCUCGCAAAGACAGCAUAACUCACAUUCACAACUCAGGCAUUGUGUCUCUGAUAUCCUUGGUGGUUCUUUCAUACGACCGCUACAGCACAUUGACGGUGUACCAUAACCGCGGCCCAGACUAUCGCAAACCCCUUCUGGCAGUAGGGGGUUCGUGGCUCUAUUCUUUGAUCUGGACAGUGCCCCCUCUUCUGGGCUGGAGUAGUUAUGGGUUGGAGGGUGCGGGAACCAGUUGCUCUGUAUCAUGGACCGAGCGUACAGCCCAGUCUCAUGCCUACAUCAUCUGCCUGUUUAUAUUCUGCUUGGGCCUACCAGUGCUCAUCAUGGUCUACUGCUAUGGGAGACUGCUGUAUGCCGUUAAACAGGUAGGGAAGAUACGGAAGACAGCAGCGCGAAAACGGGAAUACCAUGUUUUGUUCAUGGUUAUCACCACGGUGGUGUGUUACCUUCUGUGCUGGAUGCCGUACGGUGUCGUGGCCAUGAUGGCUACAUUUGGCCGGCCAGGAAUCAUCUCACCCGUGGCCAGCGUGGUUCCCUCUCUCCUCGCCAAGAGCAGCACGGUCAUCAACCCGCUCAUAUACAUCCUGAUGAACAAACAGUUCUACAGGUGUUUCUGCAUCUUGUUCUGCUGUCAGAGGAGUUUGCUGCAGAACGGUCAUUCCUCCAUGCCCUCUAAGACCACAGUCAUCCAGCUCAACCGUAGAGUCCACAGUAACACUGUUGCCUGCACUGCUCACAUCUCCACCGGCAUCCACAACCACGACUGCAGCACUCCGGCCACAGAGAGGACCAACCCUCCAGAGGUCACCACCUAAGCUGAGCCGGCCCGGCCCAGCCCGGCCCAGCAAUCAUGACAUCGAACAUAACAGACCAUGUGGGUGAUGGUCAACCCUGCCUUGUUUCCCGUGCUUGCUUCUUCUGCAGUUGCAACAAUGAUUUGUUAAUUAAUUAGAAAAAAAGUGGAUCGUCAACAAUGCAUUUCAUUGCUGAUUAGUGCAAUCUUUUCGCUGUGCAUGAAGAACCUUGAGUGAUCACACUUUGCAGUAAUAAAACAACGAAACAGUCACACACACACUUGAAAAAUACCAGAGGCUACAGAACAAGGUACACAGCAAGUAGUCUGAAGCACAAGAACACAAUAUAUUAUAUGCUUCAUAUGAGGCUAAGCAUAUGGUUCCAUGUGGCCAGGCUGCCUCAAACAGAGUUCAAUUCAGUUUUUCACCAAAUAAAAUUAAUAAAAUAUAAACUGUUCUUUUAUUAGAAACAUUGAUAAAAUUGUCCCAACAUUUAUAAAACUGUCCCGACAAAGCGUUGGAUGAGAUAGAUGUUGAGAAAGACUGUAUAAUUAAUGUGUAUAUCUAUAUUUUGUUACCUUUAAGAUGCACACAAGUAUACACACGCUAUAGUUAAAAGGUUUGGGAUUUGGGAAGAGAAAAAAAAAAAAAAUAACUUUUCUGUAAGGACUUUUUGCGAACAAAUUGACAUCGAAGUCAUUUUAAAUAUUUCUCUCUCAAAGAAAUGCUGAUAUCUUUUUCUGGCUGCUAAACAUUCAGUUUUGCCAUCAUAGGAAUAAAUUACCAUAAAAAACAAAAACAAAAAAAAACAAAAAACACUGUUCUGCUGCUUUUCAAAUGUGAUCUGCACAUUAUAUUGUAACCUUUGUAUAGUAUUUGAAAAUUUUUGCACAAAAUAUGAAGCAUGCAUUACUUUUUUUUUUUUUUAAACAAUUUGCACAUUGGGCAAGAUGUUAAAUAUUGGAGUAAGAAAUUGAAAUCAAUUUGUCAAGUAUUUGAAGCCCUACUUUAAUUUCUUUUAUAUACAUAUACUUAUCUUUUGCCGUCUUAAACGGUUUAAAAUGAUAAUUCUCUUAUUGUUCAUGUUUCAUUUGGCUUAGUUAAGAGUAUUGUAUAUGAUAUUAUUUGAAGGGUUUGUUGAAUGUCAAAAUUGUCAUUGUCCCUUUGGUGAAGAACACUGAUAUUGCAGAAAAAGGAAAGCAAUAUUUCCUUUGUGUUAAAUGUGUCAAAAACUCCUAAGAAAAAUGUGGUUGGAAAAUGUGUUGUU
Onychostoma macrolepis is the source of this 2737-nucleotide messenger RNA. RefSeq names its product teleost multiple tissue opsin 2b (gene tmtops2b). The transcript is spliced from 5 exons. NCBI's taxonomy places the organism in Eukaryota, Metazoa, Chordata, Actinopteri, Cypriniformes, Cyprinidae. Gene Ontology annotation, cellular component: membrane; photoreceptor outer segment. Gene Ontology annotation, biological process: visual perception; G protein-coupled receptor signaling pathway. Gene Ontology annotation, molecular function: G protein-coupled receptor activity. The record is from RefSeq and is a predicted model, not a curated record. Bases 310 to 1491 code for a protein of 393 amino acids.